Molecule: messenger RNA, 2113 nt
Organism: Quercus lobata
Lineage: Eukaryota; Viridiplantae; Streptophyta; Magnoliopsida; Fagales; Fagaceae
Product: cell cycle serine/threonine-protein kinase hsk1-like
Exons: 13
Coding region: 111-1799 (562 amino acids)
Biological process (GO): protein phosphorylation; mitotic DNA damage checkpoint signaling
Cellular component (GO): nucleus
Molecular function (GO): ATP binding; protein serine/threonine kinase activity
Source: RefSeq, a predicted model, not a curated record
AACCUACACAUUUGGAAACCCGGGCUGUCUCUCCAGGAGCUGAUCUCUCUGUAGCUCAGAAGCAGUUGUCAAAACCCUCUGCCAAAACAAAGGCAAGUCACAAGGAUGGGAUGGCUCCAAGACUGCAUGCUCUGUCAAAGUCUUUAGAGCAUAGUAAAGCUGUUGAUUCUCUCAAAAAGAAGCAGCAGCAUAGAAGGGAUCAAACGUCAGUCAGCAUGGCGCAAAAAUUAAAGCGUAAAUAUGAUGACAUGCGUAUUCAGGAAAGAAGGGGAAGCUCUACUUCUGUUUAUCCCAAGGAUCAACAGGAGCCAAAAGCACUUCCAGACUUUGAUUCUUAUAUAGUAGUAGAAGAAGAAGGUUCAGGUGGUUAUGGCACUGUUUACAGGGCAAAGAGAAGAAGUGAUGGAGUCACUGUUGCAAUUAAAUGCCCACACACUAAUGCUCAUAGGCGCCAUGUUAGCAAUGAACAGAAGAUGUUGGAACGGUUUGGGGGUAAAAACUUUAUUAUUAAAUAUGAAGGCUGUCUCACGAAUGGAAAUUCCGAUUGCUUUGUUCUAGAGCAUGUUGAGCAUGAUAGGCCUGAGGUACUAAAGAAAGAAAUUGACGUGCUUCAGCUCAGAUGGUAUGGCUAUUGCAUGUUCAGAGCACUUUUGAGUCUCCAUAAGCAGGGAAUAGUUCAUAGAGACGUUAAACCUGGCAAUUUCCUUUUCUCUCGUAAGGCCCAUAAAGGUUAUCUCAUCGAUUUUAACCUUGCCGUGGAUUUGCAUCAAAAGUAUGGAAACACUUGCAAAUCAAGGAUGGGAUACGAUUUAAGCGUCAAUCGUGUUAUGGUUCAGAAUGCCAAAUCUACACCUCCAACCAAAGGUGGGAAGUUCCCAGCUGCUAAAACUAUGCAAGCAGUCAAUCAGGAGACAACUAAAGUCUCCAAGUCAACUUUAGAUCCUAAAAACCUGAAAAAAAAGGGGCAUGUAAUCAAAAGUCAAGGUGCAGAUGGCUCAGGCAUAACCUCUGUGAAGGAUGUGACAAGCACCAGGACUCCUUCAGCAGAAAGGCGGAGGGAACCUAUGCCAUGCCAAGGUAGGAAGGAGCUCAUCAGCCUGUUACAGGAAACGAUGCAGAGUCCAAAUCAUGAAGCAUCAAGUGUUCCAGCCCCCAUGAGAAAGAGAGUUGCUGCCACUCCUGGAAAAGUGGAUAGCAAGCUUGGCUAUAUUACUCCCAUGCCCCUGCAUUCAUCUGUCAUUGGUGUUGCUGGUGCUGGCUUAACAAAGAAAAGAGGGGAUGGAAAGCACAAGAGGGAAGGUCCUUGUGUUGGAACCAAAGGCUUUCGGGCUCCUGAGGUCCUGUUCAAAUCUCCACAUCAAGGCCCGAAGGUUGACAUCUGGUCUGCUGGGGUCACCUUACUAUACCUGAUGAUUGGAAGAAUGCCUUUUUUCGGAGAUCCUGAACAGAACAUAAAGGAAAUAUCAAAGUUUAGGGGCAGUGAAGAUUUAUGGGAAGUUGCCAAGCUACAUGACCGUGAAUCCUCAUUCCCAGUGGAACUCUAUGAUACACAAUCGUUGCCAUCUACAAAGCUGAGGGAUUGGUGUGAAACCAACACAAAGAGACCAGAAUUUCUUGAGGUAAUCCCAAGAUCGCUCUUUGAUCUUGUGGACAAGUGUUUAACAGUAAACCCUAGAUUGAGGAUCAAUGCAGAGGAAGCUCUCAAGCAUGAGUUCUUUGCUCCAUGCCAUGAAGCUCUGAGAAAGGAGAGGCUUUGCAGGCAGGGUUUCAGCCUGGACUCUAGAACUAGCCAUUCUUGACAUGGACAAAUUAGAGUAUCAAACCUGUGAAGAAUUCUGGAGAGCAAGCUUGAUCAGCUUUGUGGAGGCUCUUUGUGUUCUAAACCUGCUUGUAUGUUAGUUCUCAGUGCACCAAUGAGCUCUAGCAAAUCGCACAUCCCCUCCUUGUAAGAGCAAGGUGGAUAACAAGGUCUUGGGUUCAAGAUCCAGCCGAUGUAUGUGUAACUUACCGAUAAAAAAAAUGUAGGUUAGCUUUCAGUCUUUAGGCUUAUCAUAGCAAUUUCUGUUGUAAUUUUGUACAAUAUCAACUGUCUGUUCCAUUUCAAUUCUUUUUA